Acanthamoeba castellanii str. Neff is the source of this 858-nucleotide messenger RNA. Its product is annotated as oxidoreductase, short chain dehydrogenase/reductase superfamily protein. Bases 1 to 858 code for a protein of 285 amino acids. Gene Ontology annotation, molecular function: oxidoreductase activity, acting on the CH-OH group of donors, NAD or NADP as acceptor. The record is from RefSeq and is a predicted model, not a curated record. Lineage: Eukaryota; Discosea; Longamoebia; Acanthamoebidae. The transcript has 6 exons.
AUGCAGGUGGCCAUCGUGACGGGUGGAGCGCAAGGUAUUGGCCGUGCCUGCUGCCUCCUUCUCGCCCAGCAUGGCUUUUAUGUUGUGUGCGGUGACGCCAACGAGGAAGCAGGCCGAAGCCUGGAAGAAUGGAGCACGGCUCAACAGCGGCAAGACGACCCAAGCAGAAUACUCUUCGUUCCCUUUGAUGCCUCCCAGGGUGCGAUUCCCACUGGAGUGUUCCUUCGUGUGCGACUCACCACCGCACGCACGAUCCAAGGAGCGGACUGUGAGCGCUUGGUCAAUGAAGCCAUCAACAAGUUCGGCAGGAUAGACGUUCUCUUCAACAAUGUGGGGAUUCAGCCAGCCCUCGCCCAAGUGCCCAUCCACCUCCUCGAGGAACAGCAUUGGGACAGCAUCAUGGACGUCAACCUCAAGAGCAUAUUCUGGAUGUGCAAGUUUUGUAUCCCGCACAUGAUGGAACAAAACAAGAAGUCGGAUGACUGCUCCCAGUGCUCCAUCAUCAACAACGCCAGCAUCCAGGCCAUCAGCAGCCAGCCGCACGUGCCCGCCUAUGCCGCGUCCAAGGGCGGCAUCGUGGCUCUCACCCGGCAGCUGGCGUGCGACUAUGGCCGCCACGGAAUCCGCGUGAAUGCGGUGAGCCCCGGCACCAUCGCCACAGAGCUGGCCAGGAAGGCCACACCGGACUUCACCUACGUGGAAUCCAACACGCCGCUCGGGCGGGUCGGCGAUCCCGACGACGUCGCUUCGCUGGUGCUCUUCCUCGCCGGAGAAGGCGCCCGGUGGAUCACGGGGCAGAACAUACCGGUCGACGGAGGUAUCACCAUCAAGGGCGGCUGGGCUCCUCUAGCGCCCUGA